This is a messenger RNA of Vollenhovia emeryi, 1426 nucleotides long. RefSeq lists its product as uncharacterized. The transcript has a single exon. The coding region runs from base 35 to 985 and encodes 316 amino acids. Gene Ontology annotation, molecular function: nucleic acid binding. Gene Ontology annotation, biological process: DNA integration. Lineage: Eukaryota; Metazoa; Arthropoda; Insecta; Hymenoptera; Formicidae. The record is from RefSeq and is a predicted model, not a curated record.
CGAGAACAUUGCGAGGGUCUAGUGGUUUCCUCAAAUGCGGGCGAAGGUGCGUGAGUAUAUAAAUAAUUGUCUUAGGUGUAUCGAGUUCUCUCCGCCGAGCGGUAAAGCGGAAGGAUAUUUGCAUGGCAUACCGAAGGAAAAUGUACCGUUUGCGACUAUACAUCUUGACCAUAUAGGCCCGCUAGAGAAAACGGGAAAGGGCUAUCGGCACUUGUUGGUGAUCAUCGACGCAUUCACCAAAUUUAUCAGGUUGUAUCCAUGUAAAUCUACGACGACGGAAGAAACGAUAAAGCAUUUGGGCGAUUAUGUUCGCGCGUAUAGUAGACCGAGGCGUUUGAUAUCCGAUCGUGGUACAUGCUUCACCUCUGAAGUGUUUGAAGAAUUUGUAAGAUCCGAAACAAUAGAGCAUGUCCUGGUAGCCGUAAGCACGCCCAGGGCGAAUGGGCAAGUCGAGCGAUACAAUAGAAUGAUCACUCCUAUGCUUGCGAAGUUGUGUGAGGCACCGUCUAGGUGGGACCGCGUGCUAGACAAGAUCGAAUUUUCGAUAAAUAACACUGUGUGUCGCGUGACCGGCGAGACCCCGACGCGUUUGUUAUUUGGUAUCGAACAGCGAGGUCACGCGAACGACUCGCUUCGAGAAAUAAUCGAAAGAAAUGUUAAUGUCGAGCGAAAUUUGGACGCACUCAGAGAAAAGGCGAGCAGAAAACUUAACGAGGAGCAACGCAAAGGCACCGAACGUUAUAAUUUAAGAAGAAAGGCGGCGCGUAAAUACACAGUUGGCGAGUAUGUCGAGAUCCGUAACGUCGAAACAGCGGCUGGAAUUAAUAAAAAAUUGAUACCGAAGUACAAAGGCCCUUAUGUGAUAAAGAAAGUUUUGGAUCACGAUCGUUACGUGGUGGUCGACAUUGAAGGCUUUCAAUUGACACAGCGACCGUAUAUGGGAGUAUUAGCGCCGGACCAGAUGUGUCCUUACAUACAUUCUUAAGCAGUGCAAAUUUUAUUGUAAUUUAAUAAGUGUGUUAGUUUUAAAGAUAACGAUUCACCGGGUCGGUCAAAUAAUCAGAAUGGCCGAGCUGUAGGCGUUUUAUAUAAUUUCGUUAGAAGACGUUCGUUGUUUUGCGUUACUAAUUCCAAACCGACACGGAACGGUGUUUGCCCGCGAUAAUGUUUAGAUGAUCGGCUGUGUUCGUCUUUCGGCUUUUGACCGAAUGUGUUUAGACCGAACGAUCGUUAUAUUCUCGAGAACACUAAAGGUCGGAGCGGGUUGGGGAGAGUCGGUGUGUUCAACACUAUCCCCAAUUUGUAAGUGAUUCGGAUUGGCUCCUCAUCGAGGAGUAGGAGAAACAAGAAAAGGAAUAUAGAGAGCAGGAUCAGGGAGGAUAUCAGAGUCGUCUUCCCGCGCGUCUAAAAGAUUGUAACAUAGAUA